This is a messenger RNA of Zootoca vivipara (common lizard), 5922 nucleotides long. RefSeq names its product focadhesin (gene FOCAD). Gene Ontology annotation, biological process: regulation of post-transcriptional gene silencing. The record is from RefSeq and is a predicted model, not a curated record. Lineage: Eukaryota; Metazoa; Chordata; Lepidosauria; Squamata; Lacertidae.
CCGGCCAGUCGCCACGCUGAGAAGUUGCUGCUGCUGCUGUUUGACAGACGGAAGCAGAAGCUGAAUGGGCAGCAGGUGGAAGGAAGAGUCAUGUCAGAAGAAAUCAGGAAGAGACUUGAUUUCCCUAACACCCUUAUACAGUCACAGACGGUGGGCCAUCUUGUCGCUGCUGUGCUGAAAGAAAACGUUUCGUCUAACAAGAUAAGCCAGUCCACUAACCAGACCCCUGCCUUAAACUUGCUCUGGGAAAAGUGCUGCAGUGACAACGUGGUUGUCCGAACCUCGUGUUGUGAGGCUCUGGUGACGCUCGUCUCCCAGGAUCACGCAGAGCUCAGUUAUGUUCUCAACGGAGCUCUCAACCUGAUUCCUUCUGCCAGGAAUGUCCACGGUUUGAUAAAAAUCCUUGUCAAACUGCUGCAGAGGCAGGCCUUGAAGGAGACCAGAAGUGAAAAGGAUCCGUUGGGGGAGACCUAUGCCAUCAGGAACUCUCCUCAUCCCUUGAUCACCGUUCUUGAGAACAGACCUGACUGCUGGCCGGCUCUCCUGCAGCAGAUGACAGCCUUUUUCCAGCAGUGUCCAGAGAGCGCGGAGAAUUCAUGUGUCUGUGUAAUGAGACCUUUCCUACGAUAUCUGUACUGUGAACCUUGCCAGCUGAGGGAACAUGCGGAAUUACGAAUGGCUCUGCUUGGAGUUUUGCUUCAGCCGCGUGGGCCUCAGAACAAGGAGGAACCUUGUGCCCUUGAGCGCCAUCUCCUCCAGCUGCUUUGUGACUUGGUUCCACAUUAUCAGCUAAAAGACCUGCCACAGGUCACAGAAAAGCUGCUGUGUUUGGAGCAGCUGUUCCGAAGUCUGCAGCGCCACCCCGCUUUUUGGAAAGCCCAGUUGCGCCAGCUCUGCCUGCAACUUUUAUGCAUCUGCGAGGUUUGCCUGCAGAUCACUGGGGAGUGUUCGUCCGUGGUUUGCUUACUGGAAGAAAAUGCUGAGCUGCUGAAAGAGGGCUUUCCAUCGGAGGUGGCCAUAAUUGGAUUAGGUUUGCUACUGCUUCAGGCUCCAGCCACUCAGCAAAAACCAAUCUUAAAGCUAGCCAUCAAGCUCCUUUCCUGCUCUGAAACUACGAUGACUCUUGCCGUAGCCCCCAUCCUGGCAAUGCCCGCUCUGCAGAUCUUGUCUUCCACCGCCGUGCAGGGCAGCGCGAUCGAGGAAGACGGUGGCCCCACUCGGCAGCAGCUGGCCAUUAAUCUUUUAGAAAUCGUGCAGCGAGAAGAAUUGCAGGAAGAGAAAAAGCAACCGGCCUCUUCUGACCCUUUCUUCCCCAUGGCCAGUGCUUAUGGUUCAUUGCACACGACCUGGAAGCUCUUGGGGCUCCUGAGAGAGACGUCCUCCGUUUCCGACUGGCUGUCUUCUCUUAAAUCCGUGCUGCCCAUUACAACGCAAGUCCCUGCUCACGUGGUCCUUUUGCUGGCUUACCUCCUCGUUCAAGAAAACGGAGACUGCCUUCGUGACGUAUUAGCUGCCACUACAGAACUUGCCAAAGCAGAUUCAUCCCAGGUGCCAAAUCUGAUUCCCGUCCUGAUGUUUAAGUUGGGGACGCGGCUGGAGCCCACCCUGUGCCGGGAAAUCUUGUAUACUUUGCCUGCUUUGGGCGUUCAUAAGGUCUGCGUGGCGCAGAUUUUACGUGCCCUACAGGUGUUGGGAAAGACGCCAGAGCUUCAAGCUGUUGCAUUACGCCUGAUGACAUCUUUAUGGGAGAAGCAGGAUCGUGUUUACCCAGAACUGCAGCGAUUCAUGGCAAUGUUGGAUAUGGCUUCCUUAUCUGUUGGCAAAGAUACUCAGUGGGAGAAGGUGAUUGCUAAAGCUGCUUCUAUCCGAGAUAUAUGCAAGCAAAGGCCUUACCAACAUGGAGCGGAUAUGUUGGCUGCCAUUUCCCAGGUGCUGAAUGAAUGCACAAAGCCUGACCAAGCCACUCCCGCUGUCCUCGUCUUGCAAGGUCUUCACGCCCUUUGUCAGGCGGAGGUUGUCUGCAUUCGCUCUACGUGGAACGCCCUCUCGCCAAAGCUGAGCUGCGACACCCGGCCACUCAUUUUGAAAACCCUGAGCGAACUGUUCUCUCUUGUGCCUUCCUUAACGGUGAACUCAAACGAGUACGAGAAAUUCAAAGUUCAAGUCGUCAGCUUCCUGUGGAGCCACACACAGAGCAAGGAUCCACUUGUAGCCACAUCAGCGUACAAAUCUCUCUCUGAAUUUAGCUCAGAAGAACACAUCGUUCUCCAUCUUCCCGAACAGGCAAGACCAGAAUUGCCCCAACCAGAAGAGGGGGGUGUAAAUGAAGAGGAGGAGGAGGAAGAGGAAGAGGUGGAUCUCUCUGUUCCUGGUGCCUCCUAUAUCAAAUUGUUGAUGCUGACUCCUCCUCCCGUUCUGCCAGCGUUUGAAGAGUUUGCGGCAUCGCUCGUGAAACAGGAGAUGGCCAGCAUGCCUCGUGGAAUAUACCAUUCCGCACUGAGAGGCGGUGCUUUCCGGUCGGACCGAGGGAAGGCGGUAUCAGGCGUGCCAAGCUUCAUGCUGAAAAUGUACGAGAGAAACAAGCAGCCCGGGCUGAAGCCUGGCCUUGCAGCUGGCAUAUUGCUGAGUUACGAUCUUCCAAUCCACGUGGGGAAGGAUGGGAAACCUAUCAGCCGAUUUCUAGCCAGUAGGGGACGCAGUUUCCACCAGAUGUUAACCGCUCUCCUCCACGAGGUCAACAUUCAGCCUUCUGAGUGGCAUCGCUCUCUGCUACUUCCCCAGUCCUGGGCCGGAUUUAUGGAGAGAACCUACCAUGCAAUUCUACAAGGAAGGCAGGCCGAGCUGGAGCUGCAGUUAAAACACGGCAAGGAGGGACCCGAAGAAGUGCAGUACAAGCAGUUCACAGCCUGGCUCUGGGUCAGAGAUAUGCUGACGGAUGUGAUCAAGGGCGCUUCCAAGGAAAGUCCAGUGGUCAAGGGAAAUUGUAUUCUAGCCUUAACAGGCCUUGCAGUUGCGGUAGCCAAGCACGAGAAAGGGCUUUCUUCAGACAGCGAAGAACAAUUCAAUACCGAGGUGGACUUUCUUCUGACAAACCAUUGGAUCGGCAUGGUGAUUGAUACCCUUCUUAGCAUCAUAGACAGUCGCUAUCGCCCCAAGGGUCGAGUCUUCCCAUGGUUCUAUCAGAAAUCCUACUCUGGUGAAAACACUGCUAGUGUUAUUGCUCGUUCCUGUGCAGCGACUGCUUUGUCUCUCUUGGUGCCGGUUUUUAUUGCCUCCUACAAGGAGAAGGUGGAGGAAGUCGUGAAUUUGAUGGUUGCCAUGUUACCUGGGAAACCAAAUGCAGAUGAGUCUCAAGCUGUUCAAAUUCACAUGGGCCUUGCUUUGGGGAUGUUUGUCUCACGGUUAUGUGAAGAGAAAGUCAGUGAUGUCUCUGGAAAACAAAUGGAUCUGCUGUUGGUGAAGUCCUUGGAUGCCUUAGAGGGCUGCUGCUUUGACACAAGCCUGGAGUACAACACUGGAUGCAUCUUGGGUGUCGGGCUUGUUCUGUCGCUGAUGUGUCGCAGCAGCCAAUCAGAAGGCCAGCCUGACAUCUCUGCCUCCCUGCAUAAACUGAGCAAAUACUUGGAUGGGGCAGAAGACCAAAGCAGAACGUUUCAGGAGAUUCUUGCCUAUGCGGUUGCCUGUGUCUGCAUUUCCGCUUUUAGUGUUAAGAUCAUCGAGGCCACGGAGGCAGAGGAGAUCAUGAACAAGCUGCAGAAAUUAGCAGAAACCAAUCAGCAGACACCUGGGUUUGCCUUAGCAUUGGGGAACAUUGUUCACGGAUUGUCUGCAAGUGGACAUGGCAAAGCGGAAGACCUCGGCAACAGGCUGUUUCCUGCAUGGAUGAAAAUUGUUCUUGCAGAGGGAGGUCCUACAAUGCAAAGGCUUGCAGCAAUCCAUGGGCUGGUUUCUGUGGUGGGUUCUGAAGGAGCCAUGAUACAGCUGAAAGCUGAGUCCAUCCAGUCUUCCCAGUUUCAGAGCAAACUUAAUGAGGUCAUCAGAAUCCUGAGUCAGAUAAUCAGCUUUUCUGGCGUGAUCGGCCUUCAGACAAACGCAGCGUGGCUAUUGGGACAUCUGCAUCUCUCCACUGUUUCCUCAACCCACAGUCGAACAUCUGUUCCGCCAGACUUUAGCUACCUGCCUGAGAAAAGUUUCCUGAGGGCAGCCAUCGACUUUGUUAUCGAAAGUGGGAAGAAAGGCCCUGAACAAAUUCGACCUCACUUGGUCAAAGCAGCUAUGGCUCCCAUAGCAUUGAAUGGAGCAAGCUACCUGUACCCACCUGUGAACUGGGCGUCAAUUCUUUCCCCUCUCCUGAGGCUAAAUUUUGGAGAAGAGAUACAGCAGCUGUGCCUCGAAGUAGCUGUGACCCAGGCCCAGUCGUCGCAGAACGCUGCCAUGCUUUUGGGGAUGUGGGUAGCCCCGCCUCUCGUCUGCAGUCUAAGCGCACAAGCCAAGAGAUACCUUUUCACGUCCUUACCUGUGUGGAUGAAACAUGUAGCGGAAGACAGAUUGCAGGCUUUCACAGAAGUCUUCAUGGUGCAGCAUUUUGAAGCCAAAAACCAGCCGCAAUACCUGGAUCUUUGCUGGAGUAUUUUGCAAGGGCUCAGCCAAGCCAUGAAACUGCCUAGCUCGGCCCAAUACAGCUGGAGCUGCCUUUGCAGGACUGCGGAGAGGAUAUUUGAACUUCUGCCAAAUGGGAUUCGGCAAACUGAAGUGAAGAUGUAUAUACACGCAGCGAAAUGUCUCUCGGAAAUGGCAGACACAGAAAUUGACCGAAUUACCCAGGUUUCAAAGAACAAUUUAGAAAAGGUCACAUUUGCCAAAGUUUAUAUAGUUUCCCAAGGCAGAUUUCCUUUGCUGAGAUGGAACGACGUGAUUAAUAUUGCCGCUGGCUGCCAGCAGAAAGAAACCAUUGUGUGGCUGCUUCUGCAGAGCUUCUACCAUGCGAGAAUUGUGAGCCACGAAAACACAGGAGUCUUAAAGAGAAUGGCAUGGCUCUUGGAACUGAUGGGAUAUAUUAAAAACAUUUCCUUGAAGACAACAUCCAUACAAAAUGUGGCUCCAAAGGAGGCGGUCAGCUUCCUGUUGUGGAUCUUUGCUGCCUCCGUGGUGGCCUGGGGUGACCACUCUGCACCGCUGCUGCUUGGCCUCAGUGCCGGCUGGGAAAAGGAAGAAAGCUCAGCGUUGCCUGCAAAUUAUUUGGGCAAGCGCCCAGGAGAUAAUCUGGCUGCGCAAGAGACCCUCACUCUUUUCCCAGGCAGCCUGCAGAGUCUGUUGGCUAAAGAGCCUUGGAAGGAACAAACAUCAAAGUUCAUUGACUGGCUAUUUAACCUGAUGGAGAACUCAGACGAUGUGCUAUCCCAGCCUUCUAGGAAUCUUUUGAAAGCAUCUCUGCUGGCUCUGCGGUCUCUCCCAGAGUUCAGGAAGAAGGCAGUAUGGACAAAGGCUUAUGGCUGGUAGCCCCCGGGUGCCGUCUUCGCAUGUGGAGCUGUUGCCGAGACGUGAGGUGCCCAAGAGGUGUUAUGUGGUUACACUAUGGUGUGUUGCGUGCUUUCCGUUCCAGAAAGAUUGUACCCGGAGAGAAGGUUUUGACAGUGUAGCAAAAGCUUUAUGAUACAUUUGGGUGAGAAUCGUCUAAUCGUCUGUUCCAGAAAGAGAAGACCGUGCAACCCAGUAUCGUGAUGCAUUGGAUGAAAUUGUCUACAACUUUGUGAUAAAACUUUAAAGAGCUGCUUGGAAAUCUUGCCUGUUUGGAAUACAUGUCAGAAAAUUUGCUACAGGGUAUUUAAUAAAUGCAAAGAGUUUGAAUCGGAAGAAAAUAACUAGUUCUGUGCACCCAUUUACUUGAGGUUUUGUAUGUAUUAUUCAAAUGGUAGGCCCCAA